CCGCGGCUCUGAUUUUCCUGCCUGACAUCGGCCUCUGGUCUCUCUACAAGGAGAAGCACCUGGUGAAGCCGCCCGAGCCCGCCGAGCCGCAGAGAAAUCUUUCCCUCUUCUUUAUGAAAAAACACCAUGGGAGACACUUGCUUCUGGAACUUUGCUCAAGAGGUAAAGAAGAGGAAGAAAAUCUAUUGUAGGAAUUUAACUACUUCUGAAUUUAUCUUCCAAAUUCUUUACCUUCAUUUCCGUGAUUUUCACAUAAUUUUUCUUCAUCAAGAAGGUGACAUGGCUCCAAGUCUAUGCAAACACUUGGUGAUUCAAGUCACGUAUUUAGUCACUGAACUAAGAACAAUAUACUAAGAGAAUUUCAGGAAAAAAAAAAGAUGAGGUGUAUGUCCAGCUAACAUAGAAAUAUCUAGGCUACAAAAUCCCACUCUUUUCUGGAUGCUUGUACUCUGAAGGGUCACAGCUGUCAAGUUUCUGUUCAAGGCUGUGUUUCACAGGGACAGUUGUGUCUUAUGCUGUCGUUUUAAGAUCUCUUAGAAGAUCCUAUUGAAGGAAUUUCCUAUCAUCUUUUUCUUCUGGUCAAAUCCUGUUUAUUGAAAACCUCUGCCUUUAGGAAGCAGUCACUAGCUGGAAUACGAGACUCAUCUAGCCGCAUUUGGAUUUAACAGAUAACUACAGCAUCCCUAUCCCCACCAUCACCUCCAGCUGUUGGUUACCAUCAGAUGUCUGAGUUUUUCAGCCCUAUCUCUCAUGACAGGACACAACGGUCUUUGACAGAUGCUUCAUUAGAUCGCUGGAAACCACCUCCACAACAGGUCAAGCCUAUCAGACAGACUUCUCCCUGAAGAAGUUGAAGAACAUUUACGUGUUGUUUUCAGGGCCAUAUGAGCAGUAUGCUCAUAUGAGAGCUUCAGCAACAAGGAGUUUGGAGAUUGGUGCCAUCUGGCAGUAGCGUAAACGUGCAGUGCCGUGACCGUUGUGUCAGACACUUCCAUUGGGGCUGGGAGAUGGACAGCUCUUUGCCUGGACUGAUGGCUUAAAAAGGAAGGACUGGCAUGAUUAUGAAAGCAUUCAAAAAGAUGCUAUGCGUUCAGGGAAAGGUGAACAUGGAAAGCCGUACCCUCUUACAGAGGAAGACCACGAUGAUUCUGCUUAUAGGGAAAACGGCUUCAACAUAUUUGUUAGCAACAAUAUAGCACUGGAACGAUCACUGCCAGACAUCCGACAUCCUAACUGUAAGCACAAGGUGUACUUGGAAACACUACCAAAUACUAGCAUAAUUAUCCCAUUUCAUAAUGAAGGCUGGACUUCACUCUUGAGAACAAUACACAGUAUUAUCAACCGCACCCCAGACAGCCUGAUAGCAGAAAUCAUUCUUGUGGAUGACUUCAGUGACAGAGAACAUUUAAAAGAGAAGCUGGAGGAAUACAUGGUCCGUUUUGCCAAAGUGAGGAUUGUACGAACCAAGAAACGAGAAGGGCUCAUUCGAACCAGACUGCUAGGAGCCUCACUGGCUAGAGGAGAAGUCUUGACAUUUCUGGAUUCCCAUUGCGAAGUCAACGUGAAUUGGCUGCCUCCCUUGCUUAACCAGAUUGCACUUAACCACAAAACCAUCGUGUGUCCUAUGAUCGAUGUCAUUGACCACAAUCACUUUGGCUACGAGGCACAGGCGGGGGAUGCCAUGCGAGGAGCUUUUGACUGGGAAAUGUACUACAAAAGAAUACCGAUUCCUCCAGAGCUCCAGAGAGCUGAUCCCAGCGACCCCUUUGAGUCUCCUGUAAUGGCUGGAGGUCUAUUUGCUGUUAAUCGGAAAUGGUUCUGGGAGCUGGGAGGCUAUGAUCCAGGAUUAGAAAUAUGGGGAGGAGAGCAGUAUGAAAUCUCCUUUAAGGUGUGGAUGUGUGGAGGUGGCAUGUAUGAUGUUCCAUGCUCUCGAGUUGGACAUAUCUACAGGAAGUAUGUCCCAUAUAAAGUCCCUUCUGGAACCAGCCUAGCACGGAACCUGAAGCGUGUGGCAGAGACAUGGAUGGAUGAGUUUGCAGAGUACAUUUACCAGCGACGGCCUGAGUAUAGACAUCUCUCAACUGGUGAUAUCUCUGCCCAGAAGGAGCUGCGCAAGCACCUCAAGUGUAAAGAUUUCAAGUGGUUCAUGGCUGCAGUGGCUUGGGAUGUCCCAAAAUAUUACCCGCCUGUGGAACCUCCACCUGCUGCCUGGGGCGAGAUUCGAAACGUGGCAGCCAACCUCUGUGUGGACAGUAAACACGGAGCCACAGGGACUGAGCUGAGGCUAGACAUCUGUGUGAAGGAUGGCUCAGAACGAACGUGGUCACAUGAACAGCUCUUCACCUUUGGUUGGAGAGAAGACAUCCGCCCUGGGGAGCCACUUCACACCAGGAAGUUCUGCUUCGACGCCAUUUCGCACAGUAGCCCUGUCACACUGUAUGAUUGUCAUGGGAUGAAGGGAAACCAGCACUGGAGCUAUAGGAAGGACAAAACUUUAUUCCAUCCGGUAAGCAGCAGCUGCAUAGAUUGCAACCCAGCUGAGAAGAAGAUUUUCAUGAACAGAUGCGAUCCUUUAUCUGAAACUCAACAGUGGAUUUUUGAACAUAUUAAUAUGACUGUUUUAGAAAAAUUUAACAGCAAGGCCAGUUCCUAGAAAGAAAAAAAAAAAAAGGAGAAAAAAUGAACACACCUAUUUACGUACAGACUACAGACUACGUUUUCGCCAGCAUCUGGGUCAAAGGAGUCAGGAAUUAAGUUUCCUAGAUCCAGGAAAUCUGUUCUGAGGAUUAAGAAAAUGCCACAGCAAGAGCCAGCAGGCUGUCCUUGUGGAUGUACAGUAUCUGGAGAACUUGGCCAAGAGCCUCACCGGAUGCUGCUGAGAACUUCAGGCUGAAAAUUCCCUUGCUGGUCAAGGGAAAAACUUUGUUUAAAAACUGUUUAAAAGUACUCCAAGUUAAUAAAGUAAAACAAAACUCUAGUUUCUCAGGUCAAAUCCUGCUGUAGUGAGGAGCUCAGAACAGGCACUAUAAUUUGGGAUGGGUAUAUGGUGUGCAUGACAGCUACAGGAACCUGAAGAAAUCCCAGGUUUUAGAACUAAACAUGCUAGUAGAAGAAUAAUGAUGUCCCAGCACUCCCUAAACAAGAUAUAUGCUCUGUUGACAUUCUCUUAAUAAAAAGUUGGGUUAAGCAGGUUUAACCCUCAGAACUGCUGCAAUUAAUUUUAAAUACCUCCCUUUUACAUUCCAUUCAUUACCAAAAUAGGAAUGGUAGAAAUUUUAGGGUCUAGAAUUACACUGUAGUGAAGCAUGGAAUAAACUGUAAGGUUUUGCACUCAUAUUUUCCCCUUCAGGAAAAAAAGUAAAGCAAUCAAAUCUCUAUACAUGAUAUAUUUAGCCAUUGUGAUUCAAAUCCCAUUGUCACAUAAGGUGAGAGGGUUUUUUUAGUGACAAAUAUAACAGCAGCAGCUGCAGCAUAGUGGAAGGCUCGUGGACUAGCUAUCUUUUCUAAAGGUAGAAUCCUUACCAAUGUAUAAAUUAAAUUGAAAAUAGGCUGGAAAAAAAAUCAGGAGAGUAGGAAAUAAUUGCAUACUGCAUGCUGAACUAGAUUAGUCAAAUUAACAUUGGUAUGUUGCCAUCACCUAAAAGUAUGUUGACUCCCUGCAGUGCAGCUUGAAAGAUCUUACAGUGCUCUUGACAGUUAGGAAUGGAGAGAAAAAUUGACAUGAAAUCAGUUGGGUGGUUUCAGAGUUUUUGAAAUCUGUGAUGGAAAUCAUGUGAACUUUGCAGAGUUAGCAAGUGAAUGGUAUUGUAGAUGUCAUGAGGGAGGAAACAAGAAGUGCAAACAAGUUAAAUGUUACAAUAUUUUGACACUUUAGGCACAGGCACAAUUCACAGUAACACAGACUUCCGUCACCCGGAUGAUCAUUAUGGUGUCUCUCAGACUCAUCAAGCCACUGGAGUGAGAGGCCUCUAAAACUUCUUUGGGAGGGUGUCUGUGGUUCUCCUCAGUUAAUACUGAUGUGUGGAACAUGACUAAUAGCUUUGAGAUUGUUCAAGGUAAGAGCGAGUAUAAAUUUAUAUCAAAUAUGUGGCCUGCUUUUACUUGAAAGAUGAAUUCACAGAUGAAAUGCAGAUAGAUCACAUGCUCUGUGCUUUAACUCCUUUCAGGUUCCAGAUAUAACAUUUGUAGUUAAGUUGCUUAUUCUGAUUGCUGAAGAGGUGGCCGACUAACCAAAAUACUGAUGUGCAAUAUACACUGUUUUGAGGGAGUGGAGUGACUGUUUUCUGUAUUUCUCUUUAAGCUGUGUUUAUGCACAAGAGCAUUGAUUGCAUCCAGAGGAUGGUUCUAAUACCAAUAACUGUGCUAUUUUAUGGCAGCACCUUGUAGUUGCAGGUCAUAGGAAAUUUUUAGGAGGGAAAUGAGAUCCUGUAGCAUUCAAGAUGCAUGCACUUGGAAAACUGUGAAAUGCAUCCAUGUAUUUAGCAAUUGCUGCAAGUUAGUGAAGAAAUCUUUCAAAUAAUUUGAAAGAAAAAUAUCUACAGAGAUAGACUUCUCAUUUUAUGACUUUAAAAUAAGUGAGAUUGUUGAAGUAUUGUUUAAAUUUAAUUUGAAGAUUUGGUGCACUCGGGAACAGAAGCAGUAAUGCUGUGGUGUGUGGAUACUUCAGAUUUGUUUAGCCGUCAGUACACAGAACCAGUCUGGCAAUGCAAACUGUCAGCCUUUCCAGGUGCAGCGCUCACAGCAGCAUAUAUUUGCAGCUUGAACAUGAGGAAAGACGGUUUGGGAAAAAGAAGAAAAUGGCUGCCUCAAAUGCAAAUGCAGCCCUCAAGCUGCUGAUUGUAACUGGCCCCAAACUGUCAAAGUCCUGGAAGCAACACUGUGUGCCCAAAAUAGAGAGGCAAAGGUUGGAUUGCUAAACCAGAACAGAUUGGUAGGGUUAUAUCAUUCAGUGUCUGACUGCAUCUCAGUGGUCUGAUUUUGAGAUGUCUAAUGGGAACUAGGCUGCUGUUGGGGCAAAGAACUUCUGUGCCUUUUACAGCCCUCGUUGAGUAAUAUUGCACAGUGCCUUGCACUGCCAAAGGAAAACUUCCCCUUACUUGUAGCUGAUCACUGCUUGUAAACUCUAGCAGUCCUUGUCAGAAAACAUAACUAAUAUUCAGAUGUUCUGGGGAAAGAUAAUAGUCCUUGCACAGGAUUCCUUCAACAAAAGUUUUAUUAAUAAUAAAUGAUCAUCGCUACCUCUCAAUUAAAUUCUAUCUUGGGUGUUCUCCAAAGGUUUCCACUGUAAGAAUAUUUCAUUACUAAUUUAUCAUUCUGAAUUUCUUUGAUUCUUUCUACAACCAUAUCUUUUCCACCCAACAAACUUAUGAACAACUUGGUAGGAUGGACAGAUGUAUCUUCCUCUCGUAUUUCAGCAGGAGAAUUUAACUCUAAUGUGUUUCUUCAAAAGACUGAAGUUUCUUCCCAAAAUUUUUUUUUGAAUACCAGAUGGUUCUGAACGUAUUUUAAGUGUAGAGCACAGGAGACAUUAACUAAUGUGGGCUUAUCAUUUCAGUGGAGUUAUACUGAUUUCCCCAACUAAUGACUUGCUUCAGUUUUUUUCAAUUUAUUAUUUUAUGGCCGAGAGAGCUUUAAUCAACAUGCCUUAAAAGAAGAUCUUUGUAUUGUAAGAGUUCAUCAGCACCUACUCUAAAUUUUUUCCAGUUAAAGUUAUCUGACCUUUUUUUGUGGGCAGCAAAGUACUAUGAUAGGAGAGAGCAACUGGAAAAGCUGGAAUGAACUCCAAGUGCAACUAAAACUCUAAAAUCACACAUUUCCCUUUAUGUAUUCUAGAAUCUAAACUAAACAGAGGCCUUGAGGGACAGGGCUUAAAGGAGAGAGGAGGAGCUGGGAAACAAAAUGUUUCAUGUGUGGGAGAGCAGCCUUGUUGCGGAGGCAUAAGGCAUCACUUUUCACUGGCCACAGUCUUAUUUCAGAAAAAUGAGAUUGCUUUAGAACAAAUGUUUCUGCAACAGUAUGGAUAUUUUCAUGAUAAUAAUGCAUUAUUCUUGGGUUUUAUCUGUUUAUGAAUAAAUGGUCUGUAGCUGCUGAACUAAGUCUGCCUCAUGAUAAAGAUAGACUAAGUUUGAAAGGAAGCUGACAAGCACUUAACAACCUUUGAUUACUGGCUAUUUACCAGGCAUCAAUAUCUCCAUGACCUCAGUGAAAUCAGAUGCCAUAGAAGAUCAUAGAAGAAUAGUAUAUAAAUAGCUUGACCAAAUUGAUUAGAUGGGUUGCACUUCUGCAAGAGUGGAUGUUACCUUUGUUUAAAAAAAAGAUGUCAGAAUCACAAUUUAUUUGCAUUUUUACUGAUAAUUUCUGCAAGGGAGUGAGUAAGAGGGACUGUUUUAGCCUACCCAGAUGGAUUGGGGAUGGAGCAUUUUAGGAAGGCAGCACUGGGAGGCUUUCAGCGUGGCUGACAGCAGGGGUGCGUCCAUUUUCUAUUUAAAGAGCAUCUAUAAUGCUGUUAACCUAGCAUUUUUUGAGAGAACGCAGGAUGUACAUUAAAAAAAAAAAAAGAUAAUGAUUUUAUUUUUCUUUUUAAUCCAUCAAGGUUGUUUGGGAAAUAAUUUCAAAACCUUUGAAAACAAAACAGGCUGAUCAGAAGUAACUUUUAUUAUAGCUGGUAUUAGUAUUAUAAUGUUCAUUAAUUCAUUUGUUUAACCCCCUUCCAAAUCUGUUUCGUAUCCUGUUAGAAAGAGCACAAGAGUCCAAGAGUGCUUUUACAUAAUGUUUUCAGGAUCUUCCCCUGUCUGAAAGUUUUGAAAGGCCUUUUAAAAAUUAGCAAAUAUAAACCAAAAGGUAACAAGGAAAAACACUUGGCUAUUAUGGCUAGUCUACCAAAAUAUUUUGCUAAACUUGUGCAAAAAUAAUAUAUUUUAACUGGAAAUUUUUAGAUUAAUAAAUAAUAUAGUUUAGUAAGUCUUUAGUGUGUAGUGCUUUCUAUCGAAGAAUUUUAAUUUUAAAAAAAAAUUUAAUUUGGUUAGUUGCUGACAGGGGUUUUUUUAACCACAUUUAAUACAUAAAUCUGUCCUGAGGUCUCCUGUAAUCUCAUAUUUCCUUUUCAUAAUUCCUAAUGCACUGAAUUUAAGAAAAUGUGAACAUAGUAAAAAAACUCAAAAAAGUAAGAAACUUGUGUAAAAAGAAACAGUGAGAAUGGGUAGCUAGAGAUGUUGAGAAAAAUGCAUCACAUUUCCAAAGCUUCAGCUGCAUUCAGAAAAUACAUUUGCUUCGUGUGGUGGCUUUCUAUUCUUUCAGUGUAUGAUUAAUAUUAGUGGUACUACUCCUGAGGCAGGCCUUCUGAAAAUGGUGUUAGCAUUUGGUAUAAUAGGUGGACAGCAUGGUGCUAGAGGAAAAAAUCUAGGAACUGCUCCUGAAAAAAUUGCAUUCAAACAUUGCAAUCUGAUAUGCCUUAAGAUCUUAGCUGUUUUUAAGAUUUCUUUUAUCUUAGUAUUUUUUUACAGGACCUGGUAGUGCAGUAGGUGCUUCAGUGGCCCUUAUGAAAACAAUGCAGACAAUGGGAUCAAAGAGGACACAGGUGAUUACCUAAAGGUGUGGUUACUGCAGCAAUGUCAAGGUUAAUUAUACACAAAGAGAAGUUUGUUUAUUUUGUGUAGCCACUGUAGUAAAUGCCCAGCUUAACAGAACAGAUGAAUGAGAAGGAGCCUUGCAAAGUGGGCCAGCAGAAAAGCUUGUACUCAAUAGAAGAUGUAGAAAAAGUCUCAAUGGUCCAUUUUAGAGAAACAGAUGAACAGGGUGUUGAGAUGGAUAUCAUAGACAGUGUAAGGGAUAUGAGGGGAGCUGCAAGUGAGGCAAGUCUGGUAAGUAAGGCUACUAUCUAAAAGAUAUUAAGACAUAGGAAAGGAAAACUUGGUCCUCAUUAACCUUAGCCCUCAUUAACCUUGCAGGAUCCCUAACACUUUGUCAAAGUAUUAGUUGAUUUAAUUAAGUUAAUCCUUCAUCUCUCCCAGUAAAUGACUCAACCUGGAAGAAACCACAGUUCAAGCAAAUUUCUGUUUACCAGUCCAGAGCAUCUAAUCAGCAAAAUAUGCCACUAGCAACAGUUUAGUCAAAAAUCCCAAUUGGCACUAGAAAUAAAACAAUGUUAUCAGCCUGAAAGAUCAGUAGACCUCUGGCAUCCCUCUGUGAAAAA
Molecule: messenger RNA, 8191 nt
Organism: Corapipo altera (White-ruffed manakin)
Lineage: Eukaryota; Metazoa; Chordata; Aves; Passeriformes; Pipridae
Gene: GALNTL6
Product: polypeptide N-acetylgalactosaminyltransferase like 6
Exons: 13
Coding region: 1085-2653 (522 amino acids)
Cellular component (GO): Golgi apparatus
Source: RefSeq, a predicted model, not a curated record